AUGAGUGAGGAAAGUGUAGAACCAAGCAGCACCACGUCGUCGCAGGCCGUUGUGUGUGAGGCGAAGAUUUUGUUUCGCGAGCUGAAACCCUUCCCGGUGAUUGAUGAGAAUAAUAAUUUUAAAAUUGAAACCGAACACUUUCUUGAGUCGUCAAAUCAAAUAAUUGAUGCUAUCGCAUGUUUUGGAAAGUUGUUCUCACCGAUCGUCAAAGAUAUGCGGCAAAAUGUUCAGAAAAUAACGGCUAAAUAUAAACAGAACGAAACGCUGUUCCAGUAUCUGGAAGAUUUGAUUCUUAAGGACAAGGAUGGUAACGAUAAUCCAUUCGACACGGUGACGGAUGGUUUACUGUGGCUGAAAAGAGCAUUUGAAAUGAUGGAACAAUUUUUUCGCAACCUACUGGAAGAUGCAACGUGUAGUGAGCAGGUGAAGCCGCACCUUAAAAAGGCGUACGAAGAAUGUUUGCUACCAUAUCAUGGCUUUUUGGCACAGAAAGCGUUUCAGCUGUUACAUUUAUAUUUACCAACGCGAUCAUCACUGCUCGGGACAUCGGAUUCCAACAUGGAUAAUCUAAAGGCAUUGGAAGAGUUUUUGGCGCUGUUUCGUGCUAAUUUAAAUCACAUUAAUGAAUUCUUCACCAAACAUGACCUACAUCGAACCUAUAAAGCAUAG
Anopheles maculipalpis is the source of this 669-nucleotide messenger RNA. RefSeq lists its product as uncharacterized. The transcript has 5 exons. Bases 1 to 669 code for a protein of 222 amino acids. The record is from RefSeq and is a predicted model, not a curated record. Gene Ontology annotation, cellular component: cytoplasm; cytosol; membrane. Gene Ontology annotation, molecular function: ceramide 1-phosphate transfer activity; ceramide 1-phosphate binding. Gene Ontology annotation, biological process: intermembrane lipid transfer; ceramide transport. NCBI's taxonomy places the organism in Eukaryota, Metazoa, Arthropoda, Insecta, Diptera, Culicidae.